Messenger RNA from Owenia fusiformis, 1108 nucleotides. The record is from the annotation of a GenBank genome assembly. Lineage: Eukaryota; Metazoa; Annelida; Polychaeta; Sabellida; Oweniidae.
UCAAAAUGUAUCACUCUAUGAGAAUAUACGUACCUCCUCAUGUCUAAAACAUUUAAAAUAUUAAUAAUUAUGUGUAAAAAUGAAUAACUGGAUCCUCAGAAUAAGAAAAGCUGUCAGCUGAGGGAAAGGAUCCUGUCCAUGCAUCAAAAGAACUUACAUAAAUAAAACAAAAUUCUCUAAAUGUAUUGAAGAAACUGUCCACAACUUCAAAGUUUGGAACAUUUCCUGAUGCAAAUAAACAGGCAGUAGUAUUGUUCACUUUGACAAAAUCUACAUCCAUAACAUGACAUGACUUGGCAUCCAUAUUAGAAAUUCACUUGUUAGGUAUCAACCUUUCCCAGAUUGUGGCAUUAAAAAAGCACUAAAUUUAGGGCAUUGCAGAGCAACCUAAGCAAAACAUGCAUUUCAACAGGAACAAUACAAUGGCAAGGACACUACAGCAUAUAUAUAAUAUGGAUCCUACGCAAUUCUGCAGUUGGAGAAGGUUUCUAUGACAGAACCGAUCAACAUGUGGAAACUCACUAUGUUUGCGCUUGGAAUGUUGUGUGCAGUGGCACUUCUUUGUCCAUGUGUGGCUGAAAAUGCAGACACAGACAUGGUGGAGCCGGCCAAGGAGCUCUCUGUGAGGUCUGAACCAAAGCCCAUAGCUUUCCCAGGAGCAGAUGCCAUAAUGGACGACCUCAACACAUUCACCACAAGCUUCAAAGAGUUCCAAACUAGUCUGUUUUCGUCUACAUUAGACAAAAUCAUUGAUUUUUUGAAAAUGUUAAUUGAUCUUCUUGAAGCUCUGAAGGAAAAACUUAAGAAGGCCAUAGACUUCCUUAGCCAUCUGCCAUUCACUGACAAGCUUGUUAAUGCCUUGAAAAAUAUUUGUGAUUGGAUAGAUAGACUCUUGAAACUGCUCAGAGCAUUGCUUAAGGUGUUUGAAGCACUGGACAAUUUCUUCAACAAACUCAAAGAAUUAUUAGGACAAGCAGACGAAAGUUCCAAAUCAUUAGGAGAUAGACAUGGAGAUGUAGAUGAUGUGCCAUCUUUGGAUGAACUCUUCAAAAUGCUGAGCGAAUUCCUGGAAGAACUUAGACGUGUGCUAUUCUGUAAAUGCCCUUGG